Messenger RNA from Verticillium dahliae VdLs.17, 669 nucleotides. RefSeq lists its product as uncharacterized. The transcript has 2 exons. The record is from RefSeq and is a predicted model, not a curated record. Bases 1 to 669 code for a protein of 222 amino acids. Lineage: Eukaryota; Fungi; Ascomycota; Sordariomycetes; Glomerellales; Plectosphaerellaceae.
AUGGCGAUGGCCGCCCACCGCGUGAUGGCGCCAGCGCAGAGCCAGCUGCGACCUGCCCGCAAGACGUUGUCUUUUGUGCCUGCGGAUGCAAACCAAAGAAGGCCUUUCAGUCGACACGGAAACGCAUCGUCUCCCUACCUGCCACCACUCCCUCCAGUCAUCGGAUGUUCGCGCCAGGGGAAAACCUCAUUUCUCGCCGACAAUGGGUGCGCCGAUGCAGUUAUGGAGUCAGGGAGCGGGUGGGUGACAUGGAAUAAACAGCCUCCUCAUUGCACCAACGGGGCACACCCCCUCCUACUGAGGCGCUCCAGGCCUGGUCGACCGGGAGGGGCCUUGGUCGAGCCGAAGCAUCGGAUGUUCGCGCAGUGUCGUCGGAUCGUCCUCUUGCUGCACUCGGCCAGCUUGGACUUUUACCUGUUUGUCAGCGAGCUGCUUUCUAUGAGACCAUGGGUCACCUCAUGCUUGGAGGCGGCGAGAUUGGGCGCCACAGUCAUUCUGGGAAGCAACGUCAGCAAAACUCUGACGGCAUGCUCGACUCAGGCACGAUGCCGGAAUUACCUCCACAAGCUGCUGUCCGACCGCUGGGCCAGCAUCUCAACAAACCGCGCUGCUAGGCUCUAUGGAUGGCGCCGCAGCUUGCCCGACCGACGGUCACUGUCACUGGGCUAA